CUCCCCUGUUUAUUGUGAUGGAGGCGAUGCUGUAGGACACAGCCAUUGAUCUGCUUUCUGUAAACUUCACCAGUGAACUGGCGGUCGACAUUACUUCUCUUUGACUAUUGCAUUGAUGAACAACCAUGUGUUGCAAUCGAGGAAUGAUGCCUAUAUUUGAGAACGAGCCAUGGAUCUCGAUAGCUGUGUGUUGACACCGCCCAUCGACAGACAUUAAGGCCUGUCCAGCCACUUUAGAGGUCAGUGGCGGUCUUACUGACUUAGGCCUUCUGGGAGGUCAGUGGCGGUCUUACCGACUUCAGGAUAUGUGACAAGAAUUUGAUUUGGAAACAAGCCAUCUGAGUGACGUGAUGGCGUUGACUGUACCUGAGAACAGUUUCACUGGCUCCCUGGAAGACUCGGCCAGCAAUCAGUCGGGAGGGAGCGAGUCAUAUGCCAUGUACCUGACAGUUGGAGAUGGUGGCUAUGGCGUCUCCACAACAAUGUUUGGAACCAUUGAUCCAGGGGAGGAUGCCGACUCCGAGGAUGAAGGACAAACCAGUAACACUAACCAUUAUAAUGAACAGAAAAGCAAAAGGGAAACCAAUAUCAACAAAGAAACUUGUGACAAAUCGCCUCAAGGUGAUCAGUUGUGUGUACCAGAUACUCUGGAGACCCAGAAGUACCUCAGUGGUAUGGAAUGUACUGACACUAUGAAUGCUGGUGUAGUAGAGGGGUCACACAUUGGUAAUUCCUCUGAUAAUGAUUCAAGUGACACAGAACACUACAGUGUUAACUCAGAAGACGAUGAACAAACCAACAACAUGGAUUUGGAUGGUGAAAGCCAUCCAGUCGACGAUCAACAAAAAAACCACAAAGAUGAUGAUAAGGACUUGAGUGUUAAUAUAAAAACGGAACCAGUGUCUCCUGUUGACUCCGAUUCCUCAACAGAACAUCAGCCAAUGAACACCCAAAAUAAAGAUACCAACUCAGACUUUUCACCAUCAAAAGCAUUUUCACUUCGAUUGAAUCUCUUUCAAAACAAGCCUGUUACUAAAAACAGUAAGUUUGAUUUUGAGACAUUGGACAGUGUCAUUGCUGCUGCUGUAAGUAAGACCUACAACAAGGAGACCGAUGUCAAUGGUAGUGACACCGGUCAACCCAAAGAGAAUCUCACCGAAGCUACCCCUAAAAAAGUCAAACCCGUGGAGGAGACAAAAUCUGGGGUGGUCGUCGUCGACAAUCCAAUAUACAUAGAAGGCAGACUAUAUCAUAGCUGUAGUGUUUGUCAAAAAAUGUUUAAAACACCCAAGGAAUUACGCGUGCAUUCUCGCAUCCACACCAAAGAGAAACCAUAUGCGUGUUAUGUUUGUGGCAAGGCAUUCCGGCAACAGGCACACUUAAAUAGUCAUUACAAAAUCCACAGUGGGGAAAAGCCGUACUCCUGCAAUCUCUGCUCCUUGUCUUUUACGGAGAACUCUAGUCUGAAGCGACACAUCCGUAUACAUUUAGGUAUAAAGCCCUAUAAAUGUGAUCUGUGUGACGAUGCCUUUGUCACUUCUUACUUGUUAAAGACACACAAGACAAGGCGACAUGAGGAGAAGCAGAAUCGUACUAGAUUUACUUGCGACAGAUGUCCUAAAAUUUACACCAGUAAGGAGACUUUCAACAAGCAUCUGAGGAGUCAUGAUCCAGACACACGGAUCUCUUGCUCUUACUGUGGACAAGUGUGUCUGACAAGCUCGCAUCUAAAACGUCACAUAAAUGUCCAUACAAGAACAGACUUCUGUAACCUUCAAACUAAAGACAAACCUUUUGAAUGUGGCAUUUGUCAGAAAAAGUAUUUCAAUAAGAAACACUUGGAAUUACAUGUAGUGCGUCAUACUCAAACUGAAAAUUUCUCCUGUGAUACCUGCGACAAAACUUUCGACACUCGUUACAAGUGGAAAAGGCAUGUAAGGCGUUCACACUCUGAAAGAAGCGAUGAAAAACCAAAUGAGCCAAAGUUCUUCAAUUGUCUUAUGUGUAGCAAAGUGUUUAGAACUAAUGAAAAUCUUGAAUCUCAUAUCAAAAGAGUUCAUGAUAAACCCUCGACCUUCAACUGUGAUAUAUGUGAAAAGACAUUCCUGAGGAGAGACGCAAUGUUAAAUCACCGAGAAAGUCACCUAGGGCAGAUCUUUCAGUGUUCCCUCUGUGAUAGAAAUUACUCCACUUCUAUGACUCUCAAAUCACAUAUGCGUAAGAAGCAUGGUAAGACAGAGGGCCAGAAACCUACAGGGAGGACAGUCUCUGAUAUAAUAUGCCAGUUCUGUCACAGAGCAUUUUGCAAUAAAGUAUCACUCAAAGAGCAUAUUAGAACGCGACACUCGGACAACAUUCAGCUGUUCACAUGUACCAUGUGCCAAAUGAAAUUCACCCGGAGAAAUUCCCUUCAGAGACAUAUGAAGAAGUCCUGUCGCAUGCUGGGUUCAGAUAAACAGAACCCUGACAUGAUGCAAGAAUCCAGUGACAAUGAUGACAGCAGCCCAGAUACGAUGGACCAUAGUGUGGACGCAGACAUGGACGCAGACAUGGACGACCAAGGUACUGACAUGAAUACGAGUCUAAGUACUGAUCUUGUGUCACCUGAUGAGGACUCUGAUGAUGAAGACAGUGAUACAAACAUUGAGCCGAACUGCUCACAGCAGGAAGAGAUAGAUACAGCAUGUCCUCAACCAGAUUCUAGGACUCUCAUCUCAAAAACCAACAAUGGCCACCGUGAUGUUUCAGUAUUAAGUGGCCAUGGAGAUGAACACAAGAUAGAAGAUGAGACAGUUUCUAUAACUGCUUGCCAGGAAAAUCUUGUGCAAUCUAUUCAGCAGGAUUCUAGUCCAAAAUUGUCACAGCAAGCAAGCUUGUCGGAGAGUUUAGACUCAAAACUAGACAAACACUCUAACGCCCCACUAUCUCCAGAACCACGUUCUACCUAAUGAUGAAAAUGCCUAUGUGAGGAUAAACUUCCCCGUCACAAGUAUAAUGAUGAUGUUUUUUGAUUUUAUCUUAUUCUAUAUAACAUCAUUAUGAGUACUGAUUUAGGUCUGUACAGCACCAUAAUGUGAUGUGUUGUACUUAUAACUUAUAAUAUAAGUAGUUGUUUAAGCUUAAAUAUUCUUUAUAGCUUAAUAUAAUCACAGGUUAAGAUGGAGUAUACAGAAAGUGGAAAAUGUAAAGGACUAGAUCCUCUAUAGUCUAAUUACUCUAAACAGACAUUUUAACCACAUUGAGCUACAUAUGUGUGAAUGGUCACCAUGGAUUGGCCAUUUUAGUUCUGUGACACACACAAUGUAUCUGAGCUCGAGCCAGAUAUGUAUAUCAUUAUACUAGACAUAUUGCAGUGAUAGCCAAAAGCAUUUAGUUAUUUGUCUUAACUUUUUAUUUCAUUCAUUUUGACAAAGUUUAAAAAAAAUCAAUAUAUUGCUCUAUGUAGGGAUAUACCAACAAGGAAUUACCAUGGCUAUAUUUAGAUUUUUAUAUUUCAAAUUGAAUAAGAAAACAGUUGAUUAUUACAGGUAGUCAUUUAUUACAGGUGAUAUCUUCUGAGCUGGUCUCUCAUUCAGACACUUAUAUAUAUCAAUAUCAGGAAAGUUGUUGGGAUGGGGUCCUAUAUAUAUAUACAGUCUCAGUGAAUCAGCUGGAUUUAAUAAGUUGUGAUGCAAACCUAUUGUACAGCAUAGAAAAAUUGUGAUGAUUAACUUUAUAAGGAUUUAUUAGGAAAAUUACUGGAUACAGACUGAAAGCCUGUCCUUACACAAUAUACAAACAAUGAGUAAAUUACAUCAUCCCCUAUAUACUAUAUCUUAAAUUAUCAUUAAACAUUAAAACACAGUAUUUUUUGUCAGUGUUCACUUAAAGAAAGUGUUUUUUAUAUUACCUCAUAAUAAUGAUGACCAUGCACAUAAUUUUUGGUGCUUAGUAUAGACUCGUCAUGAACCCUAGGCCUGUACUAGUAUAUUAUACUGUACCAAAGGGAUUAUUGAAUUUCACAAACCCUUCCCCAGUUUGGUCCUAAUUAUCAUGGAAGUAAAAUUCUUCACUCUGUUUAUAUUUGAUCUCAAGAUGAAUUAAGCCCUCAUUAACAGAGGUCAUAAAGCAACGUUAAGCUUUUAUGAAUAAUCUUCUGGAAAAGAGCCAACGCCGUUCUUUUAAUUAAGGUUCUGUAGGUUCUGAAAUCCCGGCUUGGAUACCUCUGAGUAUACAGGACGAUUGAGAAAGUGGGGCAAUAUAUUGUUAGAAUUCAAUCGCAACAAGCAACAGGAUUAGAGGGUUCUUGGAUAUUUAUUUGGUCUACCGGUUUCGCCCGAACAUGUGGGCUUCUUCAGGACAAUUUUUUGUAAAAUUCUAUUCUUUUAUGAAUAUAUACGUUUAGUUAAUUUAGUCUGGACCCUAUAACACACGUGACAACUGACCAGGUAAUUAAGGAUAAGCAUUACUUUAUGCUAUUGUAUGUGUUGGGUAUUUAUUAUUAUCACCAUGUAAUUAUACAAUAGGUCCAGGGAUCUGUGUUUGUAUACAAUGAAAUUAGUACUGUUAUACUUUCGAUAUACAUGUAUACUAUAAUAUUAUAUCUAAGUCGUUACAGAAAGUUUGUGUAAACCAGAGCUGGCCUUACCCAGAAAUUGGUCUGUAUAUAUGUAAGGAUCUGUUUAGUGCUUUCAGGGUUAAAUCAUUAACUGGUUUACCUGUGUAAUACUGUACAAUGUCGUAUAAAUUGUACUUUGUUGUAAAAACUUCAUGUGUUAUUAAUCUGUACGACAUACAGAAAUCAUGUAUUAGGUAAACCCAGGACUGCGUGUAAGGGUCAACAAAACCUUAACUGUUGGGAUCAGAGUAUGAUUAUUUUCUUAAUUCAAAUUGAUGUAUAUAUAUCAUUGAUAUUUAUACUAAAAAAAGACGUUCCGGAAUACGACAUAAUCAGCCUCUGUUGACAUGCCAAAAUUACUUACUGUAUACUAUUUCUGUAAAGUUUAAAAAAAAAAACAUUAUGAACUAUGAUUGGUUGAAUAUAUCAGUAUUACCAGGUAGCUAUUUAUGAUACACCUUGAUACACAUUGGUCCAGAUUAAUGUCACCACAAGUCUAACUCUUGUCAUAUAUUCAACCUUGUUCAGGUAACACUGGGACUGACAUUCAAUACUGUACACCUUAUAUAUAUUAACUGUGAUGUGACCGAGUCAUAUGUCAUAUUGUCAUCCAGGGUUUGGAAAACUCCACAAAGUUACAGGUUUGGUCUACUACAUGUGUACCAGUUGCAGUAUGUCCAGGAAUAUCUCGUGUUCCUACUGGUAAAGUCUGGAUUGAUGAUCAUGAAGUGUCUGAACAUUAGGUUCCUUAUUUGAACCUUUAUAAACAAGACAACAACACAUAGAUAUAUGAUGAAUAGCAUGAGUUUUGUUUCCUUUAUUUGUUGCAUCUAUUUAUAACAUUAGAAGAAAAAAAAAUAGAAAAAUACCAUACUUGUUAAAAUGUAUAUUUGUUUUUGUGCCAAAAAAAAGCUUCAAACCAGGAAUCAAAUAUUUAGACAUAACAAGUCUACAAAUAAACAACAAUAUUCUGAUAAAAUUACUUUGAUAUGUAUUGAACUAGUAGGAGAUAUCUGUAAAAAUGGGAAGUUUUAUUAAAUGUUAUAUAUAUAUAUAUUGUUGCUCUAGACUUAUCCAAUGUGAAUCCGUUAAGAAAACAAUACAGAAUGCUUCAUAUUUUUUUAUAUCAAAAUUAACAUACCUUUACCAUCAAUUUGUUAUAAAGCUGCUACGUUUGAUAAUCCAUUCAUGGAUGAUUCUAGACAUCGCGUAAGGUGUUGUUGUGUUCAGUGUAGGCUAGGUACUAUUAUAAUGGAUUAGUGAUAUUUCAGAUAUAUAGGUUUGAAAUGUUUCCAUUGAGACAGGAUCGUUAUAUACCUACAGGUAUAUGUGAUAUUACUAAUUGAACCACUGUUAUAUAUGUAGUAGUUUGAAGUUAAAAAGGGCACUAAAUGUAUAUAAUGUUUUUCAACAAAUAGAUAUGAUAUUCUGAUGUACUUGAUGGCAAAACCAAGUUGUAUGAAACUGAAGCUUGUUUCCAUGAAAAGUGUAUAUAAUUAUAAAUAUCAAUGAUAGCAUUGUAUUUUAUGUAUAUAUUACAUACUGUACAUAUCUUAAGUCUCGUUUUGUUUGAGGAAGAGAUAUAUUGUAUUUACAUACAAAGAGAGAUAUAACGUAUUGUUUACAUACAAUGUAUUAGUAUUUUGCUGCAGUGGCUAUAUUGCUUUUAUAAAUAUAAUUAAAAAUCACUCAUGUACAUGAAUAAAUACAGAUCAUUCUGUAUAGUACCGUA
This is a messenger RNA of Pecten maximus, 6329 nucleotides long. Its product is annotated as zinc finger protein 880-like. Lineage: Eukaryota; Metazoa; Mollusca; Bivalvia; Pectinida; Pectinidae. The coding region runs from base 351 to 2948 and encodes 865 amino acids. The transcript is spliced from 2 exons. The record is from RefSeq and is a predicted model, not a curated record. Gene Ontology annotation, molecular function: zinc ion binding; nucleic acid binding.